AUGUGUGUAUUUGAAAAUUUAUUUUUUGCAGCUCCACUUACAAAUGCAUUGCCGUCUAUCAGGGAAGGUGUGGUUGUGGGUGAGCAAACCAAAGAUGUCAUCUUGCCGUGUUCUUUUCAACCUGGAGAGAAGGAAGUCAUUCAUUGGACUAAUAAUGACAGCAAAAAUGUGCAUUCAUACUAUACGUCAGCAGACCAACUAAAGGAUCAAGACAAAGACUAUUCUGGAAGAACUUCACUGUUUCUAAAUGAAAUAAGUAAAGGAAAUGCUUCUCUGCAAAUAAAGAACUUGAAGAAAAGUGAUGAAAAUACAUAUAAAUGCUAUGUGUCGACAAAGGAAGGAGGGAAAAAGGAAGAUGACGUAAUUCUGCAAGUUAAAGGUGUGGUUGUGGGUGAGCAAACAAAAGAUGUCAUCUUGCCGUGUUCUUUUCAACCUGGAGAGAAGGAAGUCAUUCAUUGGACUAAUAAUGACAGCAAAAAUGUGCAUUCAUACUAUACGUCAGCAGACCAACUAAAGGAUCAAGACAAAGACUAUUCUGGAAGAACUUCACUGUUUCCAAAUGAAAUAAGUAAAGGAAAUGCUUCUCUGCAAAUAAGGAACUUGAAGAAAAGUGAUGAAAAUACAUAUAAAUGCUAUGUGUCGACAAAGGAAGGAGGGAAAAAGGAAGAUGACGUAAUUCUGCAGGUUAUAGAUCUUAAACACACAAUGGAAUAUGAGUGGGGUGAUAAUGGUGUGCAAAAUCUCUCAUGCUCUGUUACUGCCUCUCGUUCUGAAGACAUUACUAUAAAGUGGAUUGUAAAUAGCAUUAUAGUUCAUGAAGAUCGAAGCAAUAAAAGCUCCUAUACUGUCCAAAAUCAUUCUCUGGAACAUCAGUGCAUUGUGGAGCACUCCCUUACACUAAGCAGCUGGACAGGUACCUGGACAAUGAAGGACCUUUUCAUGAAGAAGGGUAACAAUAUUACAUGUGGAUGCAGUAUUUGUCUGGCUGCAAACUCGGAUUUCUAUGCCAAAUGGAAUUUAGGAAAUAAAACAGGUGAAGUGACAAUAGCCUUAAUGAACAAAUCGGUGGCUGAUGUUUCUGCACAUUAUCAGAAUAGGAUAGAACGCUCUGAUGAACACACGCUGACUUUACCCAAUCUUAGUGCCAACGACAAUGGGAUCUACAUUUGUUCUGUUGAAACAGAACAGAAAAAGAAUAUUGAAAUGACCAGGGUCAAUAUUGAAAACAAGAAAGAAAGUUAUUGGAAAGGUGGGAUUAUCGUUUCAUCUAUUGCGGUGGUUCUCUUGUUUUUUACUGCAGUAUACAUAAAUACGAAGGUUAAAGAAUCAACAAGUCCAAAUCCAUCACCACUAAAUAGUAAACAAGAAGAAGGAGAGGCGGAAACUAGUUGCUAGCCAGAAGAAAAAUACAGCAGAACAGCAAAAUGAAAGGUAUCUACACCUAAAGGUGGCUCUACCAUAAGGCAUGUUAGGCGGCCACCUAAGGCCUCGCAGGGGUGAGGUGGGCGCUGGCUCCAAGAAAGCGCAUCAGCAGCAGAGGCACUUUGAGUCACACAGCAUUUCACGGCAUAACUUUUUUUGUGUGUAGAUAGCUGUAUAGGGGGUAAUUUUUGUACCGUAAUCUACAUUUUUAUUGGUACCACAUUUGCAUUUUUCAGACUUUGUAAUAACUUUUUAUAACAUUUUUGGGGGAUGUGAUUUGACCAAAAAAUAAAAAACAUAAUUCUGUUAAAAUACUUGUCCUGGGUGCUGCCAACCCACAUUACACCAUAACAUCAUGCUACAUAUCGACCAUCUCGAUGCUUGAAUAUCUUUUUUAAUAAGUGUCAGUAAAGGCCUCAUUUUCGGGUUUUGCAUAAGGCCUCACAAAGCCUAGAGCAGCCUCUAUCUGCACUUACCAAGGUAAAAUAAAGACUUUAGGGGGAAAUUUAGCAAUAGUGUGGAUUUGCAUUUCUCAUAGUGUUGUUCUUUACUGUAUGAAACCCUUUACAUUUAUUGAUGUGUCUCAGGUUAGAACGAAUUUGGGGGCAUUAUAUAUUGUGGCGCAUUACACCCAAAUCUCUUACAUACAUCACAAGGUGCAUCUUUACCUUACAACUUACAUUCUUGAAUAGAGAAAAGAAAGAGACUUGUGUCCCUUGGUGUGGAGACUCUAAGAAUACACCAGAGGCCAUAUUAACCCUUUUUUUAAAAUUAUUCCAUGAGACACAUUUUUCACAGGUGGAUGAACCAGCGUGGAAGUGUCCUCAGCAACCAAAAAUAUUAACCCAUCUCCAAGCACAGCUAUAACAACAGAGGCAACAAUGGUGAGGUGAAUCUAUGUCAAAAUUCACUUUGUACUCAUGAGGAAGAUGUUCACCAGCUCAGCUCAGCUCAGUAUGAUUGUAAUUUCUGAUUAUGAGGGUGGCUGGCACUAGGACCACGUGGACUUAACCAGUCUCCAUAGACAGCAAUGUAUUCAGCACUAUAUUCCAUCAAAAGAAUGAACAUGUUCAUUACCAGUGUAGCUGAACCAUGCAAGUAUUGUCGGUCCCCACAGACAGCAAUGUACAGUGCCUUGCAAAAGUAUUCAUCCCCCCCUUGACUUUUUUCGUAUUUUGGUGCCUCACAACCUGGAAUUAAAAUGGAUUGUUUGAGGAUUUUGAUCAUUUAAUUUACAGAACAUACCAAUAACUUUGAAGAUGUGUUUUUUUUAUUUUUUAUUUAUUUAUUGUGACACAAACAACAAAUAGGACAAAAUAACAGAAAAGAGUCAAUGUGCAUAACUAUUCAUCCCCCUAAAGUCAAUACUUUGUAGAGCCACAUUUUUGUGGCAAUCACAGCUCCAAGUCGAUUUGGAUAAGUCUCUAGGAGCUUGCUACAUCUUACAACUGGGAUUUUUGCCCAUCCCUCCUUGCAAAACUGCUACAGCUCCUUCAAGUUGGAUGGCUUGCGUUGUGAACAGCAAUCUAAGUCUGACCACAAAUUUUUCGAUUGGCUUGAGAUCUGGGCUUUGACUAGGCCAUUCCACAUUUACAUGUUUCCCCUUACAUGUUUCCGACUUGUUUUUUUUUUGUGGCCGAAAAAAGUGCAAGGAAAAAAAAAGA
This is a messenger RNA of Hyla sarda, 3086 nucleotides long. It is a transcript of the gene HHLA2, whose product is annotated as HHLA2 member of B7 family. Bases 1 to 1395 code for a protein of 464 amino acids. The record is from RefSeq and is a predicted model, not a curated record. Lineage: Eukaryota; Metazoa; Chordata; Amphibia; Anura; Hylidae. The transcript is spliced from 6 exons. Gene Ontology annotation, biological process: cellular response to lipopolysaccharide; immune response; T cell costimulation. Gene Ontology annotation, cellular component: external side of plasma membrane.